Carlito syrichta (Philippine tarsier) is the source of this 2367-nucleotide messenger RNA. RefSeq names its product electron transfer flavoprotein dehydrogenase (gene ETFDH). The transcript has 13 exons. The coding region runs from base 294 to 2147 and encodes 617 amino acids. Gene Ontology annotation, biological process: electron transport chain. Gene Ontology annotation, cellular component: mitochondrial inner membrane. Lineage: Eukaryota; Metazoa; Chordata; Mammalia; Primates; Tarsiidae. Gene Ontology annotation, molecular function: electron-transferring-flavoprotein dehydrogenase activity; iron-sulfur cluster binding. The record is from RefSeq and is a predicted model, not a curated record.
CAUCGCAUGCCGGCUGCCGGGGCUGGAAUUCGGAGUUUCUCUUUUCCCCACUUUGGUGCUCGACCCGGAAGCCUCUGUCGGCCGUCGCGUCAGGCGUGGCGCCGGCGCAGAGCGAAGAGGAGGCGGGAGCGCAGUGAGGCAAGAGCGGUCGGCUGCGCGCAGAGGCGAACUGCAGCAGAGAAGUCCUUGCUUCCCCGCAGGCGAUGGCGCCCCCCGCGGCCUAGAGGUCCAGCGCCCGCGGCGAGCCUCAGUCCUCCUGUUGUGUCCGACCGAGAGUCCUGGUGACUUUGAACAUGUUGGCGCCGUUGGCCAAGCUGUCCUGCCCGGCAUAUCAGUGCCUUCAUGCCUUAAAAAUUAAGAAAAAUUAUCUACCUCUGUGUGCUGCAAGAUGGUCUGCAACUUCUGCUGUGCCUCAAAUUACUACCCACUAUACUAUGUAUCCACGGGAUAAGGAUAAGCGAUGGGAAGGAGUGAACAUGGAAAGGUUUGCGGAAGAAGCGGAUGUUGUCAUCAUCGGUGCAGGCCCUGCAGGGCUCUCUGCAGCUGUCCGUCUAAAGCAGUUGGCUGCUGAACACGGAAGGGACAUCCGAGUGUGUCUAGUGGAGAAAGCUGCUCAGAUAGGGGCUCAUACUCUCUCAGGGGCGUGCCUUGAUCCAGGUGCUUUUAAAGAACUCUUCCCCGACUGGAAGGAGAAGGGGGCUCCACUUAACACUCCUGUAACAGAAGACAGAUUUGGAAUUUUAACAGAGAAAUAUAGAAUUCCUGUGCCAAUUCUUCCAGGUCUUCCAAUGAAUAAUCACGGCAAUUACAUUGUGCGCUUGGGACAUUUAGUGAGCUGGAUGGGGGAGCAAGCGGAAGCCCUUGGUGUAGAAGUAUACCCUGGUUAUGCAGCUGCCGAGGUCCUCUUUCAUGAAGAUGGUAGUGUCAAAGGAAUCGCCACAAAUGACGUAGGGAUCCAGAAGGAUGGAGCCCCAAAGACGACAUUUGAGAGGGGACUAGAACUACAUGCGAAAGUCACAGUUUUUGCAGAGGGCUGCCAUGGACAUCUAGCCAAGCAACUGUAUAAGAAGUUUGAUUUGAGAGCAAGUUGUGAUCCGCAGACAUAUGGGAUUGGACUAAAGGAGUUAUGGGUCAUUGAUGAGAAGAAGUGGAAGCCUGGACGAGUAGACCACACAGUCGGUUGGCCCCUGGACAGACACACGUACGGAGGCUCCUUCCUCUAUCAUUUAAAUGAAGGGGAACCCCUAGUGGCUCUUGGGUUUGUGGUUGGUCUAGACUAUCAGAAUCCAUACCUGAGUCCGUUUAGAGAGUUCCAGAGGUGGAAGCACCAUCCCAGCAUUCAGCCAACACUGGAAGGUGGGAAAAGGAUUGCAUAUGGGGCCAGAGCGCUCAAUGAAGGUGGCUUGCAGUCUAUACCAAAACUUACCUUUCCUGGUGGUUUACUAAUUGGCUGCAGUCCUGGUUUCAUGAAUGUUCCCAAGAUCAAAGGUACCCACACAGCAAUGAAGAGUGGAGUUUUGGCAGCAGAAUCUAUUUUUAAUCAACUAACUAGUGAAAAUCUCCAAUCAAAGACAAUAGGACUCCAUAUACCUGAGUAUGAGGACAAUUUGAAGAAAUCAUGGGUAUGGAAAGAGCUAUAUUCUGUUAGAAAUAUAAGACCGUCCUGUCACGGACUCCUGGGUGUAUACGGAGGGAUGAUUUACACUGGAAUAUUCUACUGGAUAUUUAGAGGAAUGGAGCCUUGGACUCUAAAACAUAAAGGUUCUGACUCUGAUCAGCUCAAGCCAGCCAAGGAGUGCACACCUAUUGAGUAUCCAAAGCCCGACGGACAGAUCAGCUUUGACCUCUUGUCUUCUGUGGCUCUUAGUGGCACUAAUCAUGAACAUGACCAGCCAGCACACCUAACCUUAAAGGACGACAGCAUUCCUGUGAAUAGAAAUCUGGCAGUCUACGAUGGCCCUGAGCAGCGCUUCUGUCCUGCAGGAGUUUAUGAAUUUGUACCUUUGGAGCAAGGUGAUGGAUUUCGGUUACAGAUAAAUGCUCAGAACUGUGUGCAUUGUAAAACAUGUGAUAUUAAAGACCCAAGUCAGAAUAUUAACUGGGUGGUACCAGAAGGUGGAGGAGGACCUGCUUACAACGGAAUGUAAACAGCAUUGCCUUUGCAGGUACAUUUGGUAGCUGGUUUAUUAAAAAGUUUGGCAAGCUGACUUUCAGAUGUUUAGAGGCUAGCAGGUAUCAGCAUGUCUUUCAGCAUAUUAUUGGUUGAAAUGGUUGCAAAAUCAGUGAAAUAAAAAUUUUAUACUAUAUCCAAAACUGUCCCAUAAAAAACUAUGAACAUUUCUUUUAAAUAAAACUUUAUAACAAUGA